This is a messenger RNA of Penicillium macrosclerotiorum, 732 nucleotides long. RefSeq names its product DUF5572 domain-containing protein. The record is from RefSeq and is a predicted model, not a curated record. The coding region runs from base 1 to 732 and encodes 243 amino acids. The transcript is spliced from 2 exons. Lineage: Eukaryota; Fungi; Ascomycota; Eurotiomycetes; Eurotiales; Aspergillaceae.
AUGACUCAAUCGAGGGCCUUCAGCAGGGCCUGCAUCCUGAUUGUUGGAGCCUCGGCUAUAGAUAACAACUUCGAUCGCGACUCUCCGCCCCACAUCCCCUCGUUCCUCCGCAACUUCUCCAAGGCUUGCACCAGCAGCUACUUCUUCCCUGAUCAACUUAGGCUCCUAAAAAUGACGCAGCCAACUCAAUCGCCCAGCUCAUUCGAACAGCUGCAUGCAUACCCGUUUCACACAGACGCCGAGUUUGCUAAAGGCCUGGCAAUAAUUCUAGGCCAUGCCGAGGUGCCUGCAUCUGCGGAGGAGAUCAGCCGUGAUGAUGACCUUGUCAUACAGGCCAAGUGUUUCUUCUACUCGAGAAAAGAAAACCUCUCGCCUCCCAUUGACUUCACAGCCUACAAAGCCUGGCUCACCGCACUUAAACCACCAGAGGCAUCGGGACUAGAUCCGGCUGGAACAUUGUCACAGCCAUCAGACAAGGCAUAUGCUGACGAGACCGCGAUGGCUUCUAGCACUGAAGCGCCACCCCUUUCAGAGCCGGCAUAUCCUUCCUCAUUUGCGCACAUUGUGGAGCUCAUUACCACAGGACAACCUAUCCCCGGGAUUCAGGAGAUUCCAAACACAGUAUUAACAGGGCAUGAUAUUUCGAGCGAAAAGCCCCGACGACGAAAGCCAUGGGAAAAAGAUGAUGAUGCGGCUCCCACGUUACAAGAAUCAAGCGGCAGCGCUGCUUGA